GAGAGACGUUCCAGAUUCUGUGGGCGUGGCUUGCGUUCACUGUGGCCCAGGCGCAUCUGUCUCAGCUAACGCAGCUAAGCAUUUAAUCGCAAGAGUUUUCACAGCUGCUAUUUCAUGCAUUUACAUCUGGUAGGCCUGUCAUGUUCGGAUGGAGUAAAUAGCCUUCUCCAGUCUUUCUGAAGUUGUAUCUCCUCCCAAAGCUUGUGAGACACUAACAUGGAGCAGGUGGAGCAGCUCAGGUCUGCCAGCCCUCAGCUGGAGUCUGUAAGGUCAGAGGUCUCAGAAGGGCAGGAUGAAGGAAGCACCAGCACUCGAAGGAAGAGGAGAAAGCGAGAGCACCGGCCGGAGUCCAUCAUCGUCUACCGCUCUGAUCCAGAGAGAGACCAUGGAGGAGAUAGCGAGGCUGGAGAGAGGAACUCUGAAGAGGGAGCUACGUUCCUGAACAACCCCAGCAGUGAAGGUUGGGCCGUGUCUCCUGACAGCCGCUACGUGACGCUCACGGGGACCAUCACACGCGGAAAGAAGAAAGGUCAGAUGGUGGACAUCCACGUCACGCUCACCGAGAGAGAGCUGCAGGAGAUGGCCAGGUCAAAGGAGCGUCUGGAUGCCGAAUGCGACGCUCGCGAGGGAUCGAGUCGCUCGUGUGGUCUCGGUCUUUCUCAGGGACCCCAUGUUGUCCUGUGGAGCCUCUCCUGCGCUCCCUUCGUCUUCGUCCUGUCCUUCAUCACCUCGUUUUACUACGGUACUCUCACUUGGUACAAUAUAUUCCUGGUGUACAACGAGGAGCGGACGUUCUGCCAUAAGAUCACGGUCUGCCCGUUCCUCAUCAUCUUCUACCCCGUGCUCAUCGUGGCUCUGUCGCUGUCGCUGGGCUUGUACUCGGCCGUGGUGCAGGUGUCCUGGGCCUUCAGCGAGUGGUGGCUGUCGGUCAGGGAUCUGGAGAAGGGUUUCUGCGGAUGGGCUUGUGGGAAGCUGGGACUGGAGGACUGUUCUCCGUACAGCGUGGUCGAGCUGCUGGACUCGGACACUAUUUCUGGGAGUCUGCGGGGAAAGUCGCAGCAAACAUCCUCGGUGUGAUUAGAAAUCUCUGAUGGUUACACAGCCCUGCAUUUUAAUAAUAUAUUAUAAUAGUUCUCCCAGAAACAACAUUUCCUGAAAAUGUACUCACCAUUAGGUCAUACAAGAUCAGGAUGAGUUUGUUUCUUCAUCAGAUUUGGAGAAAUGUAGCAUUGCAUCAGUGUCUCAUCAAUGGAUGCUCUGCAGUGAAUGG
This is a messenger RNA of Carassius auratus (goldfish), 1270 nucleotides long. It is a transcript of the gene tmem169b, whose product is annotated as transmembrane protein 169b. Lineage: Eukaryota; Metazoa; Chordata; Actinopteri; Cypriniformes; Cyprinidae. Bases 217 to 1077 code for a protein of 286 amino acids. The transcript has 3 exons. The record is from RefSeq and is a predicted model, not a curated record.